GCUUGAUUCCAAAGUUUGAAGUCCAUAUUGGCCUGGCCGACAGUUGACAAGUACGGCCGUAUUAGCCCUUUGGCGAUUGACCGGGCAACUCUUUCUUCCCUUCCCUGUCUCUCUCUUUCUAUUCUAUUCUCCUCUCUUCUCUUCUCUUCUCAUUCUCUUUUCUUCCAUUUCAAACAACAUCAUCAAUAUUCCGCGGUCUAAAUCUUCCUCUUGGAUCCGCUCUGAUCGAAAUUCCAGCCACAACAACUGGAUCGCAACUUGAGAUCCCAAUUGCAUGCCGCCGCAGCAGCUUCACUUCUCUCUCUAAUCCAUGGGGGAGUGGGUAGUUGGGGCCUUCAUCAACCUUUUCGGCAGCAUUGCCAUCAACUUUGGUACUAACCUUCUCAAAUUGGGCCAUAAUGAGAGGGAGAGGCAUUCAAUGCUAGAAGGUGAUGGAACAAAUGGAAAGUUGCCUCUGAAACCUAUUAUAUACUUCCAUACAUGGAGAGUUGGCUUUGUAUUUUUCGUUCUUGGAAAUUGCCUGAAUUUUAUAUCCUUUGGAUAUGCUGCUCAGUCACUUCUAGCGGCACUCGGAUCUAUUCAGUUUGUAUCCAACAUUGCAUUUGCUUACUUUGUGUUAAACAAAAUGGUGACUGUCAAGGUAAUGGUUGCCACAGCAUUUAUCGUACUUGGAAACAUUUUCCUUGUUGCUUUCGGCAACCACCAGUCUCCUGUGUUCACACCGGAGCAGCUAGCUGAGAAAUUUAGCAAUAUUACGUUCCUUCUGUACUGUCUGAUUUUGAUUUUGAUUGUUGCCUUGCAUCACUCCAUUUACAGGAGAGGAGUACUUCUUCAUGCAGUUAGCGGACAUGAUCUGAGAUCCUAUUGGCAUAUGCUGCUUCCUUUUUCUUAUGCCAUAGUUUCAGGUGCUGUAGGGUCAUUCUCAGUGUUGUUUGCAAAAUCUCUCUCUAAUCUGUUACGGUUGGUGAUGUCUAGCAGUUAUCAGUUACAUAGCUGGUUCACAUAUUCCAUGCUCCUUCUAUUUCUAAGUACAGCUGGAUUUUGGAUGACUAGGUUGAAUGAAGGAUUGUCGCUGUUCGAUGCAAUUCUUAUUGUUCCUAUGUUCCAAAUUGCUUGGACAUUCUUUUCCAUUUGUACAGGAUUUGUAUAUUUUCAAGAAUACCAGGUAUUAAAUACACUAAGGACGACAAUGUUCAUACUCGGAAUGAUGUCUGUGUUUACAGGCAUAUCUUUGUUGGCACCUGAUGAUUCCAAAGGUGGAGAUAUCAAAGAUAAUUCAUCAUUAGUUUCGGUAAACAUUCCAAAAGAAGUGGACAGGAUUGUUGUGCCAUCUGAGGAUAUACAAAUCAGAGACACAAGAUCAUUUGUGCAAGGAAUCCUGAUGAAGAUUUCGGAGGCACUAGUGAAAGCAAAGACUGCUUGUGCCUUAUCUUUAGGAUUUGGAGAGGAUUCAAUCAAUGCAUCUGCAGUGCUUGUGAUGCCUAUGGUGUCAUCAAAGAUAACAGGCUUUAGAGGAAAUGGAUUUGACCGUGCCAAGAUUUUCUCCAUGAGAAAUUCAAAUUCUGGUUGGGGUAAAAUCUCUAUGGAUGAAGAUGCUACAAAAAUGCUAGAGACAAGCCCGAUGCUCCCUGAAAGCCCUUGAUAGGAGGUGUAUCAACAUUGCAUUAGGAGGGAGGUAUUUCCGUGUUGUUGUCCAUGUAGAGAUACAAGUUGUU
Fragaria vesca subsp. vesca is the source of this 1715-nucleotide messenger RNA. Its product is annotated as NIPA-like protein 2-like. The coding region runs from base 311 to 1642 and encodes 443 amino acids. Lineage: Eukaryota; Viridiplantae; Streptophyta; Magnoliopsida; Rosales; Rosaceae. The record is from RefSeq and is a predicted model, not a curated record. Gene Ontology annotation, molecular function: magnesium ion transmembrane transporter activity. Gene Ontology annotation, cellular component: membrane. Gene Ontology annotation, biological process: magnesium ion transport. The transcript has 14 exons.